Neoarius graeffei (lesser salmon catfish) is the source of this 1019-nucleotide messenger RNA. RefSeq names its product cyclin dependent kinase 2 associated protein 2 (gene cdk2ap2). The record is from RefSeq and is a predicted model, not a curated record. The transcript has 4 exons. The coding region runs from base 530 to 865 and encodes 111 amino acids. Gene Ontology annotation, biological process: regulation of microtubule cytoskeleton organization; negative regulation of G1/S transition of mitotic cell cycle. Lineage: Eukaryota; Metazoa; Chordata; Actinopteri; Siluriformes; Ariidae. Gene Ontology annotation, cellular component: nucleus; microtubule; cytoplasm.
CUUCCUGUGGUUUGCCAUUUUCGGCUUUUUGACAGAGCUCCGGGUUUCUUUUCCUUUACUUAUUAGUUAGUUUAUUUUUUAAAGACGUUAAUACUUCCUUUAUUAGAGUUUUGUUAUAAAGGUGAACAUUAUUUCUGCCUGUAUAAACGUUUAAAAUCUUCAGUUGUAAGCUGGAGGUGUAGAAAAGAUAGUUGGUGGAAUCGGUGCUAGCGGCUUUGUUUAGUAAAGAGGGUUAGCUUAGCUUAGCCUAGCUUAGCACUUUCAUUACCUUUGGAGUUAGUUUAAAUGAAAGUAAAUGACAAGGUUGUAGAUUUGUGUCUAGGAGAAGGACAGGUUAGUUAAAGAGCUGUGUAAUUAUUGUUUUAGUUUUAUUGAGAGUUUCUGUGCGAUACUCAGGAGUGUGUGUGAGGAAGUGUGUGUGUGUGCGCGCGCGUGCGCUCUCUUAAACACCCCCCCCCCAAAAAAAAAAAGAAAGAAAAGAAAGGAACCCCUUUGAUAAAUCAAGACGGAGCAGCUGAGUGAGCUCAGUAUGAGUUAUAAACCCAUCGCUCCGGCUCCUGCAGGCUCCAAUCACACUCCUCCAGGUUCAUGCGGCUCAUCUCCGUCUCUGCCCUCAGCCUCCACCUUCAGACCGGCGUUCAGCGACUUCGGGCCACCAUCCAUGGGCUUCGUACAGCCAGUGAAAGUGUCUCAGGGCUCCACCUACAGCGAGCUGCUGUCUGUUAUAGAGGAGAUGAGUCGAGAGAUUAGACCCACAUACGCUGGCAGUAAAAGUGCCAUGGAGAGACUGAAGAGAGGAAUCAUCCACGCCCGAGCUCUAGUGAGAGAGUGUCUAGCUGAAACUGAGCGCAGCGCUCGCACAUAACACACGCCUACACCUCUAUCUCAUAUUCACACACAUUUUUACACAUCUCUGUUCUACAUAAUUACUUUUGUAAUUUCAAACUUUUUGCAGUUCUGUAUUUAAAUGCAAAAAAACUCCCCAAUAAAAAUCCAGUUUUGCAAUUAAACAUCAAAAA